Molecule: messenger RNA, 2842 nt
Organism: Osmia lignaria (orchard mason bee)
Lineage: Eukaryota; Metazoa; Arthropoda; Insecta; Hymenoptera; Megachilidae
Gene: Ptp36E
Product: protein tyrosine phosphatase 36E
Biological process (GO): protein dephosphorylation
Molecular function (GO): protein tyrosine phosphatase activity
Source: RefSeq, a predicted model, not a curated record
CGGUGACUCGUCGCGUGUCGUCCGAUCAGUCUUACUCCGACCUCGCGCUCGUCAACGUUGUCGUUGUCGUGCCGCCGCCGUCGCCGUCGUCGUCGUCGUCGUCGUCGUCGCCGCUCGUUGUCGCCGUCGUCGUCGUCGCCGUCGUCGUGCUGGUGGUGUGUGCUUUUUUUCAUAAUACGCUGACCACCCGGUGAAUUUUGGAUUUCAUAAUCAGUUACGUUCGUGUUUGUCUUUUUUUCUUUUCCGCUGUCAACAUACAAUACAUACACACCCCGUACGUUUGUUCCCUUUUUUUCUCUCUCUCUCUCUCUCUCUCUCGUGUGUUCGCGGUGUAUACAUAUAUACAUAUACUGAUCUGGCUCGCGAAAACAAUUUAACGAAAAAGAUCAAUUAAUUGUGAAUCGAUAAUACCGUUAAAAGGGCGUGAAGUUUGUGACAGCUGAUCGUUGAUACAAAAAAGUGAAUUAGGUUUUGUAAUUCUAUCACGAGUUUGAAUUAUUCGCGCGGAUUGUCCGUUCAAUUUCGAUCGAACGAUCGAUUCGAUAUAUCGAAAGGUGCCAAUCGAAUUGUCGCGCGUGCAUACGUAGACGCGUCGUUUCGUGAGAGUGUUUCUGCCGGUCGGAGUGUUCAUUUUCUUGGCGAGUUUCUUCUUCAAGAAAAUGUCGUCGUUACGAACGCAAUCGACCGGUGGCGGUGUUCUCGGUUUGAGCAGUGUCGGUUCUGAUCGUACCGGUGCAACAUCAACCGGUGCUGGGUCACAUUCGCACUCUCACAGGAAACAUCAUCAUCAUCACAGAAGCAGAAGCGCGCCCAGAGCACCGGAAAAACCACCUAGGAAGCGUCAUCUUAAUCCUGGCCACAGCCUUGCCUCCAUUCCCAGCCAGAUUAAGCUGUCAAUGUUGAACAGUGGCCUCAUCUCGUUCACCACGGAAGAACUGGGUAGCAGUAUGAGCACCACCCUACCCUCGGCACCGACAGAACUCUCGCAAUUCCCAAAGCUUUGCGAGCUACGUCGAAAGUUUCCUGUUCUAUAUCGUGUCGAGUUUCAGACAGCAACGAAAGUGGAAACACAUUCGUGCAGACACGCCACGAAACCAGCAAAUAAAGAAAAGAAUCAGAACCAAAAAUGUAUUCCUUACGAUUAUAACAGGGUGGUCUUAGAUACGAUCGAAGGCGAACCGGAUUCCGAUUACGUUAACGCAUCUUACGUAGAUAGUAUAUUGAAACCAAAUGCUUACAUCGUGACUCAGGGACCCAUAGAGAACACGGUAACAGAAUUCUGGCGAAUGGUUUGGCAAGAGAAGGCAUGCUGCAUCGUGAUGCUAACAAAAACAUUCGACUUCAUCAAGGUGAUGUGCGUCCAAUAUUGGCCCGCAAGCAAAGACAAGGACGAAGAGUAUGGUGGUAUCGGGGUUUCCGUGUUGAAGGAGGAGGAACUGGCCAAUUUUCACAUACGAACGAUAAAGCUGUACAAGAAAAAUGAGAACGACGAAAUCACUGAAGAAAGAACACUGUUGCAAUUCCAUUACACGGAAUGGCAUUCGCAUACGUGUCCUUUCGGAAAUGCAGUUUUAGAAUUUCGUCGACGAGUCAGAGCCGUGGUCGGAUCCACUAUAAAGAAUGAGUCAGGUCCUAUGGUGGUGCAUUGCAAUGACGGUGGUGGAAGAUCAGGAGUGUACUUGGCGAUAGAUGCAAAUAUGGAGUUGGCCGAAGAGGAGGACGCUUUCGACGUCUUUGGAUACUUGAAGAAGUUGCGGCAAAGCAGAAGAGGUCUCAUCGAGAACUUGGAACAGUACAAAUUCGUGUACGACACGCUAGAAGAGUUCGUAGUGUGCGGUACCUCGUGGUUUCCGGUUUCCGAAUUAUCGCAACGUCUCAAGCAAAAGAGUAUAAAAAAUCCCAUAACCAAGAUGAAUGAAUAUCAACGAGAAUACCAGCAAAUUUGUAAGCAAACGCCACGUUUCACGAUCGGUGAUUGCGCUGGCGGACAUAGAGCUGAUAAUAGAGAAAAAAAUAGGGACGUUCUAGUAGUGCCACCCGACAACUUUCGACCAUACCUCACCAGCUUCCAGGGUAACAGCUACACUGACUACAUAAACGCUGUUUUUGUGGACGGCUAUACGAAACCCAGGGAGUACAUUGUAACGGAAUGGCCACUUCGACACACGUGCGGUGAGUUCUGGUCCCUGGUUUACGAUUACGAGUGUGCAGCCGUGGUGGUACUCUGCGUACCACCCCCAGGCUCCACGAAUUUCCCCAGCUUUUGGCCCGAGGGAAAGCAUUCAAAGAAAUACGGUCCUGUAUUUACGAUCGAUCACAUCAGUCACAAUCACUAUACGAACAUCAAAACCUGGAUUUUCAGGAUAAACAAGAAAAUAGUGUCACUGACCGAGCUAAUGGCUGGAGUGAAAGCUCCUCCGAAGACGGUUCAACUGUUCCAAUUGACUUGCUGGCCUAUGGGCCACAAGGUUCCAACGUCGACGAACAGUUUGGUCGAGCUGAUGAACAUGGUCGAAAGGUGGAGACAACGAACGGAUUAUGGACCUGUAGCUGUGGUUUCACCGGAUGGCAGAAGUCGUUGCGGCGUGUAUUGUGCCGCAAAUGCGUGCAUAGAACAGGUCAUUCAGCACGGGGAAGUGGACAUUUUCCAGGCGGUUAAAACCGUACGCAGGCAUAGGCCUCAGCUCGUAGAGAAUAUGACCGAAUACAAAUACUGCUACGAUCUGGUGCUGCACUACGUGCUACACUACCUGAACAAGGACAUGAACGAGAAAAAGUGAGAAAGCGAGUUGAGGGACGAGCUGUGGUUUAUCGAGUUCGGUCGUGGGGCGGCUCUGCCGUU